Seminavis robusta is the source of this 3666-nucleotide messenger RNA. The record is from the annotation of a GenBank genome assembly. NCBI's taxonomy places the organism in Eukaryota, Bacillariophyta, Bacillariophyceae, Naviculales, Naviculaceae.
AUGAAUGGCGAUUCCACCAAAUCCACAAUCCAAGAACCAAAGGACGACAUGGCCAACGCUGGCAGUCAAGCCAGUGUCAUCACAACUACCAGUGACAAGGAGCCUUCCCCAACAUUAAGCAGUAGUGUACAACGAAUGGCCGAAGAACGCGCUGCCAAAGAAGCCGCCAGAGCCAGCAUGGGACGUACAAGUUCUGCUGGGACUACUGGAACUUCUGCUGUUUGUACGAGCCUUCCUGGUGCCGUCUUGGCAAGAAGCCAACAACGACAAAAGAAUGCCAAGGAAGCACGUGUGACAGCAGCCAAAGGAAUGGAAAAUGAGACCAAGCUUGCUAAAAGAUCUGCUGCUGAAGAAGUUGCGACUGCCAGUGUCAUCACAACUACCAGCAACAAGGAGCCUUCCUCAACAUUAGGUGGUAGUGUACAACGAAUGGCCGAAGAACACGCUGCAAAAGAAGCCGCUAGAGCGAGCAUUGGACAUGCAAGUUCUGCUGGAACUACUGGAACUUCUGCUGCUAGUAUGGGCCUUCCUGGAGCCGUCUUGGCAAGGAGCCAACAACGACAAAAGAAUGCCAAGGAAGCACGUGUGACAGCAGCCAAAGGAAUGGAAAAUGAGACUAAGCUUGCUCUUACAGAAAACACAACUACACAGGGUCUCGAAAGAUCUGCGGAACAAGAGGCUGAAAAGAUAACAUCCGCUGCAAUCGGUAAUGGCAAUGCCACAGUCGAUAAAUCUGCAGUUCCAAGCAAAGCUGGUGGCCGAGGACUAAAGCGAACUGAAGAAGAAAAGGCUGCCAAACAGGCCGCCAAAGCGAGCUGUUCUGGGGUUGCCAAGGAUGCUAAUGUCGAUGCCCCUACAGCGCAUACUCCAGCUGAGGACACUGCCAAUCUUAAGAAGGGGUUGCAAGGAAAAAGAGGUCCUGUGGCCGUGCAGCCCGGAGCACAGUUUGUGGCGGCGAGCGGUAGUGCUACCGAUGCUACUGCGGGAAGCACCACAAUGAUAUCCACUACAGCACAUGUGGGGAACUCACCAAAUGCCCAUAUUAAAAAGCAUGGGCUACACCGAAGCCCACAAGCAUUUGGAGAAAAGAUCGAGGCUGCUGGUGCCAUCCAGUCGAAUUCAUCAAGUCCAGGUGAUGUGGGUGUGGAUGAAAUUCCUACCAUGGGGGGCACACCAAGACUAUCAGAAGCAAAUGGACAGGGCUUCACCAGUGCUGGGGAUACAGCAACAUCCUCGGUGGUCGUCUCAGCCAACAUAUCUGCGCAAACCAACAUCAAGCAUGGACUACGUCAAAACGCUUCAGAGUUUCAGACUAGAUCCCAAAGAGGCAAAGCUAUCCCAGUGACUUCUCAGCAGCUGCUCACCAUCAACACGACCAGCACUCUUACCAGCAGCGUUGUCACAUUGAGGGGUCUCCGGAAAAAUCAGGCUGUCACUUCUCAAACCGAGUCGACAGUAGUCGAAGGUCCAAAGGAAUCUUCUGUAAAUGAAGAUUUGGAAGCUGGUUCGGGACAAGACACUCUGCCACCUCAAAUGAUUUCAGAAACCACUACUAACAAUGACCCCAAUGCUGGACUGGUAGAAGCGAGGCCAGUACUAGAUGGCUCCGAUUGCCCCAUCCUUCCAGAAGCUCAAGAAGUGGAUGAUGCAGGCUUAGAAGCAGAGCUGGAAGCAAAGCGCAUAAAGGAACAAAAAGAAACAGAAUGUCGAAGAUAUGGCAUGUGCUAUUACAAGGAGCGCAGGACAUCAUUUGAGGUUGAGCCAUGCAACUCGGACAGAAGAUUUCAAAGCCUUACACUCGCAAACUUGCAGCUUAGCGGUUUAGCCCCAACUAUUCCACCUGAGAUAGAGCUUCUAACUGACUUGGUUGUCUUGGCGUUGCCCUUGAAUGACAUCAGUGGUUCUUUUGAUGACAUCUUGCCAUCUGAGCUGUUCACCAAAGAAUUAAAGGCACUGAAUCUUCACAACAAUGAGCUCACAGGGAAACUGCCAACUGAAAUUGGUCUGCUGACAAGUUUGACAGAUCUGACUCUUAGUAUGAACUCCUUCUCUGGGAGUUUGGCAACCGAGCUUUUGCUUCUGAAAAACAUGGAGAGAUUCUUCAUUCAAGAGAAUUCAUUCUCAGGUUCCUUGCCAAGUGAGCUUGCGCUCAUGUCCAACAUGAAAAUACUUGCCUUCAAGCAGAAUGGCUUCAUAAGUAGCAUACCUACUGAGCUUGGGGCUUUGGACAGCAUCGAGGUUUUGUCUAUUGAUUACAAUGCAAUCACUGGCUUUCUUCCAACUGAGCUUGGUCUUAUGACCAGCUUGACUGAACUGUAUGUUUAUGUCAACUCUCUCAAUGGCACAAUACCGUCUGAGCUUGGAAGGCUAACCAGGUUGGAAGAUUUGAGGAUAUAUCAAAAUGCCUUUAGUGGCUCUUUGCCAAGUGAGAUUGGGCUGAUGACAAGCCUGACUGGCUUCCAGCCUGCCGAAAACUCUCUGACUAGUACCAUCCCUUCUGAGCUGGGAAGACUGACCAGCUUGGAAAAACUGUACUUGUUUCAGAAUGAUUUCACAGGUUUUUUGCCGAGUGAGCUUGGUCUUAUGACCAGUAUGAAUGAUUUUCAGCCUUCUGUGAAUUCCUUCAGUGGUACCCUUCCAUCAGAGCUUGCAAGGAUGACUGGCCUGAAAAGAAUGUCCAUGUAUCGCAAUGCUUUCACGGGCCCUUUACCAAGCCAGCUAGGACAGAUGACCACCAUGACAAAGCUGCAGAUUUAUGGGAACUCUUUCAAUGAGAGCAUGCCAUCUGAGCUUGGAAGGUUGAAGAACCUGGAAGAACUAUCCCUUUAUGAGAAUUCCUUCACAGGAUCUCUUCCAACUGAGCUUGGGCUGAUGUCCAGCAUGACUGAGCUUGAUGUCCAUGCGAACUCUCUCAGUGGCAGGUUGCCAUCUGAGCUCAGAAGUUUGGCUAAAUUGGAAAAACUGCACAUACAUGAGAAUGCUUUCACAGGAUCUCUGCCAAGUGAACUUGGACUGUUGAGUCAGUUGGAGCAAAUGUACAUUUAUGACAAUGCAUGUGCUGCGUCUCUGCCGAGUGAAAUUGGGAUGUUGACACAACUGGAAAGGAUGUACCUACAUCUUAAUGCACUCACUGGAACGUUGCCGAGUGAGUUUGGUCUCCUGACCAACAUGAAGGAUUGUCUUGCCUUUCACAACUACUUAAAUGGCAGCAUACCAUCUGAGAUCGGAGGACUAACAAGUUUAGCGAGGCUGCACCUUUGGGAGAAUGACUUCACUGGUACCUUACCAAGCGACAUUGGGCUCAUGACACGCAUGACUGAUUUCCAGCCGGCCCUAAAUGCUUUUGGUGGCCCCAUCCCAUCUGAGCUUGGGCUUUUGACAAGCUUGGAAGACCUACGAAUUUUCCACAAUGCGUUCCAAGGAUCUUUACCAACCGAGCUUGGGCUGAUGACAAGCAUGAAAGAGUUUCAUGCUUAUGAAAACUCCUUGAAUGGUACCCUUCCAUCAGAGCUGGGCAGGCUGGGCAGUUUAGAACACAUGGAAAUUCACGAAAAUGCUUUCACGGGCCCUUUGCCAACAGAGCUUGGACUGAUGACCAGCAUGACUGAGCUUGAUGUUCAUGAGAACUCUCUCAGUGGCACUUUUCCAUCUGAGCUAGGAUGUUGA